Molecule: messenger RNA, 3850 nt
Organism: Pocillopora meandrina
Lineage: Eukaryota; Metazoa; Cnidaria; Anthozoa; Scleractinia; Pocilloporidae
Source: the annotation of a GenBank genome assembly
AAAGAAGGGAUAUAUUAUUUUCGUGAAUUUAACAACGUACCACAGGGAAGAAGAGAAAGAGUUUUCUGUGGCUCUAAUCCUUGGCCGAACGAUGAAUAUGUCCCGAGAUUCCAGACAGUAAUAUGGGAGUACUUUGAAAAGACUCAGGCAUUGGCGUCGAAAUUGCUGGGCUGCAUGGCGAUAUUUUUAGGUUGGUACUGCAGAAAAUUGAAAUUUGUUAGUCGGAGACCUGCUGGCCGCUACGUGACGGAAUGCUUGAGCAGGCCCUCUUUGGCUGAGAUUUUAUCGACAGGGUUCCAAGUACAAAAAAAGUUCUUUUCACCGGUGAAUUUUCACAUUAAGGUCCUCUCUGAACUCAAACGUAGUGAUUUCGAGAGUUGAACGAAUAGAGUACGUGCCAGUUGCACUCACUGAGGUCAUUUGUGCUUUACAUUCCAGCUAUACGUGAUCUCUUUGAUACUUGCAAAAUUUUCAUUUUCUUGUGAAUGAGUAUGGUUGCCUACCUCCUAUUCCCUCUCUCGGUGUGAAAUGAGUACCGGGUAUUAACUUUUCUCUCACGAGUGACCGAGACAGAAUUUCUCCUUACAAUAUCAAUGUAAAAUCAAGCAGACGCGUGAUUUAGAGAAAUGUAAAUUAAGGGUUACUAAUUGAUACAAUACCAAAUUCUCUUAACUAACAUCACCAGAGUUGUAUGGCAGACAGUAGGGAGAAUUACUAAUGAGAUGUUAAGAGUGAAAGGGUUGGGCAAUGAUACCUGACAAACCUCUCUGUUUGUUUACUCUUUUGCAGGCCUGGAAAGGGAUUUUUUCAACAAGGAAUUCACUAAUGAUCCAUUUGCUCAAAUAGCUAUGUUUCACUACCCUCCCCACCCUACAUCAAAAGAUGACCCAGAGGUGUGGGGAGUGGGGAGACACACUGAUUAUGGCAUGCUUACAGUUCUUCUCCAGGAUGAUGUAGGUGGACUUGAAGUGGAGACCAAAGAUGGACUGUGGAUGGAUGUUCCCCCAGUUCCAGGCUCUCUCAUCAUUAACAUAGGAGACAUGGUAGAGAUCUGGACAAAUGGGGCUUUUAAGGCCCCUCCUCACAGGGUCAAACUGUCAGCAACUAAUCAUAGGCUUUCAGUUGCAAUGUUUUAUGAGCCAGGGUUCGAGAGUGUUAUCUCACCCAUUCCUGUUGACAAAGCUCUAAUUCCUUUAGAAAAAUCACUGGCAAAGCCCUCUUUGACGUUUCCAAUACGCUAUGGUGAUUACGUUCUAAGUAAAUAUUGCAGCAUCUUACCAGAGAAUAAGCCAUAACAUAAAAUAUGUAACACAUUUAAAGAUACAGUUCUAGAUAAUUUGUUGCUUUUUAUAAGAAUAACUCAUGAUUUAUGAAGUGAAUUAUAGGAUUAUUAAUGCACUCUGUUGCCAAGUAUUGUAGCUACCCCAAGAGUUGAAAAAAAAAAUAGAAAAAUAUUUAAGCUACAUUCAUUUGUAACUGUUGAUAACAGCUUGCACAGCCAUUACCAAAUUUAAAUUUGUUGAAUUUUCCCCCUCUUGGAUGAAAGAUAGGCCAUGACAGAUUUCCCUCAUCUGCCCCCAUCUAGUAUACUCUGCAAUUUAGUGUGCUUAGUGAGAGAAAAAUCAAUAAACCUUUGCAGAAAUAAAACAAAAAUAUGAAGAAAAGACUCACGCCAACUUACACACAGGCAAAUGUUAAAUCUAUAACCUGCCAGGUGGACUUUAAGGCAAUUGAAAAUUUCCAUGCAAAAUUAACCACAAGGGUUAGAAAGCAGUUUAUUUUCCCUUUGGCAGACAUAAUUUUUGCUAGCAAGUGCUCAGUUUUUUCUUGGUUGAAAAUUAUAGCUGCAUGGUGUGGGACAAUAAAAGUUACUUUUCCAUUUCCCCACCCCAUCAUUCAUUCUUACUUUAACUCAAUUACAUUGCCAGUGAAAUGAACAAAUGCAAGGUUGCAACAUUAACUUAUCUUGACAUCUGCAUUGAAGGGUUAGUCAAGACCAAAAAAAUAAAUGUUUCCCUUUCCCAGCCUUUUGUAUGGUGUAGAGUAUUCAUAGGUCAAGUGAUUCCUCUCAUUGCCCUUAUUCAACUGUCUUUUAUUCAGUGAUCAAGAUAGCAUAUUUACCAUAGGAUACUGACAAUUAGUUAUUUGCAGUGCUUUCAGUAAGAUUUGAAGUAGCUGGCUACCUCGGUAAAGCACUCGCCGGAGGAUAAUAUGAAAAACAAUUUCGAUCUCAUUAGCCCAUUAGUUCCAUUUGAGUAAAAUUGCUUCAAACAGAGUUUUCUGCGGCGAACUUUGGUAAAUGAUCGUUAAAUACUGGUCUCCUUUGUAACAACUGUUUAACUGAUUGUUUAUUUCUAAUCAAAAUCUUCCAUUUACUGACUUGCAAACCUGCUGCCCGAGUUUCACACAAAAAGUCCUCUAAAAGGACAUGUGAUAACUGGUUACUGAAAUUUUAGUCAGUAUGUACUUGCAAGCUUAAAAUCUUAUUUUUCCAGGAAAUUUGGUUUACAGUAUAACAAGACAGUACCAAUACCACGUCUCGUUCCACACGUGAAGGAGUUACUAUAUCCAUUCCAACAUGGUUUCAAAAGGGAAGGUCUCGUGUCGCGCAACUCUUAGAAGCUUUUUAUGAUAUCAGUGACGCGCUGGACCGUGGGAUUGAAACUGAUAUUAUCUAUCUUGACUUUGCCAAGGCUCUUGACUCUGUAUGUCCCGCUAAGCUGAUAUCCAAGUUAUCAACCUUUGGAAUAAAGACCCUUUACUAACUUGGUUUCACUCAUAUCUAACUGGGAGGAGUCAGAGAGUGGUGAUAAAUGGAACGUCUUCUAGAUGGACCGUUGUAGGGUCAGGUGUCCCGCAAGGGUCACAAUUUGGGACCAAUACUGUUUUUACUAUUUGUUAAUGACAUGCCUAAUGUUGUUACCAGUGCAACAAUGGCUAUGUUUGCAGAUGACUCCAAAUGUUACAAGGUUACUAACCACCAUUCUGAUUACUUGCAUCUGCAGCAGGAUUUAGAUGCGCUUUCAAAUUGGUCUUUGCGUAAUGAGUUGUUUUUUCAGCCUACUAAGUGCAGCAAUUUGAGAAUUUCUAGGAAGUGCAUAAGUCCUCCUUAUAGCUAUGUUUUAAAUGGUAUUAAUGUGGAGUUGACACAGCCGAAAAAGAUCUAGGUAUUAUGAUUACAAAUGACACCUCUUGGAAAGAUCACUUUGUCAUGAUUGUAGCUAAAGCUAAUAGGAUGCUUGAUUUUCUCAAAAGGAACUGCCCUGGUAUUGUUGGUAGUACGGUGCUUUUGCAUCUUUACUGCUCUUUAGUACGCUCUCAUUUUUGUUUUUGCUCUCAGUUAUGGGCCCCUCAGUCAAGUACCAGCAAUUUAAUCCUUGUUGAAAACAUACGAAGGAGAGCUACUCGUUUUAUCUUAAGGAAUAGUAACCUAUGUUAUAAGGCUCAUUUAAUCAAGCUUAAGUUACUACCACUAAGUUACUGGUUAGAAUAUCUUGACUUCUUUUUUAAGUGCCUUCAUGGGCUUAUAGAUUUCACUCAUGAAUUAAGUUAUUAUUUUUCUUUUCUAAAGGGCAACACGCGCUGUGCUUCAUCAGGGCUGCAUUUAAAGUUAAAUGCCUGUCGUAUGUCUUCCUUUCGAGACUUUUACUUCAACAGAAUAACUUUGAUGUGGAACAGUUUACCUAAAAAUAUCAAGGAUUCAGACAUUAUAAGCUCUUUUAAAAGUAAACUCAAGUCGUUUUAUUUUACUAAACUUUUGAAUGCUUUUGAUAGAGACAAUUUUCGUUCUUUUAAAUUAAUUUGUCAUAAGUGUCGCAGUGUAAAUACUUCUUCUGUCUGUACUUGUUAA